AUGUUGACCAUCGUAUGUGCCGUUUUGCACUUGAGGCAGUUGCGUCAUAAUCCAAACUGUCGGAAUCUUUGGCGGUACGUCUUUUCAAUCAGGCCUGACCUCAGCUCGAGUGGCCAAGGUGCCACCACACUUGAGGAUACAACUUUAGAGGAUCCGCCACACCUGGUUCGUGGAUUCAACAGAAACGGUUGGAUACAACAAGGUGUUUAAGUUUUGGAAGGAAGUUUUAGUUACAUAAUGGUGGUUGUUAUCUUGCCGUAUUUGCUAUAAAAUUCACUUAAUUUUAAAAUAUUUUAAGUAUAAAUUUAUGUUGAUGUAGACAGCAGUACAUAAUGUAAACGCUUUUAUUUAUUGAGCUCAUUCUAUUUUAUAUACCAAUCGCUAGCCCAAUGACAUAAUCCAUGUUUUCCAAAAAAAUAUUUUAAAAUAUACAGGGUAAACAUAUCUGUUCCGAGAUACGACGAGGCCAUUCAUUACACAAUCUAUGGUUUUACACAAAUAACCAUCGUAUCUUGCUGUCAUGGAGUCUCAAACUUAAAUUUACUAUCACUUUCUCGAAAUACACAGACUUGCAAUACCUUAUUGAGUGAAAAAACUUCAAAUCAACUUCUUGAAUUGAAAUUUUUAAGUUAAAAGAAUCAGUCGCAUUACCGUAGACUUCCCUGUCAUAUUAUCCUUGAUACAGUUACACUUUUAGACUUACAUUGUUCGUUUCUUUUUUUCUCCUGUAAACAACAGGAAUAGCUUAUGCUUCCUUAAGAAUUGCAAAUCUCUUAAAUACGUUAGUUUAUAGAUUAGCUGACUAAAAAUGGCUACCGUCUUUUGAUAAUCUUCUAGCUAAAAAUAGUAGAGCAAUAUUAACUUCCAGCCUAAAUAUAAAAUACACGACAAAGGUUGCAAAAAAAGUCAUAAAUCAUUAAAAGUUGUUAAUCACGAAAAAAAUGUAAAAAAUAUAGUCCUUAUUAUUAAAAGGCAAAAUACGAGAACUAUUGUGCAGUUUAUCUAAAUUUGAUUUAUGUAAGAGAUUUUUAAAUAUGUUUGUAAAAAUUAAUUUUAAAUUUUAAGUGUCUUAAAUAGUUUAAUCAAAACUAAUUUACUAUGAGAAAAGUUAUAAUAACAUCAAACAUACGUUGUGUAAAUGAGUCCCGACACGAAAACAAACGACGUCAGAGAUAUUUCGCGAACUACGGUAAAAGAAUAGAAAAAUAAUUUUUCUCCAUUUUUUCAAGGUUUUUUGCAAAUUUUAUAAAGUUUUACAUUGAAAAGAAGUAAUUUAUUGUUUUUUGAGUUGUAGAUUGUAAUUAUCUUGAUGUUUGCAUUAGCUUUCUAAUUAAAUUUUUAUUUUUUGUUUUUAUUCGCAGUUUUUAGCUUUUUCAAAAUAGCUUUUUUAUUGUUUUGGACAAUUUUGAGGUUUCAAUUCGUUCUGUAGAUCGUCCAAUUUUUUUCGAACAUCGUGGUAUAUGUUACACAACUUUUUAUGAACAUUUUUUGAUCUUGAAUUCGUUACAGGUUUAGUUAUGGACAAGCCAAACAAGCUCGCCAAGGUCACCCGUGUUUUGGGCCGUACCGGAUCCCAAGGACAAUGUACUCAAGUUCGUGUUGAGUUCCUCGACGAUUCCAACCGUUCCAUCAUCAGAAACGUUAAGGGCCCAGUCAGAGAAGGAGAUAUCCUCACACUUUUGGAAGCUGAGAGAGAAGCUCGUCGUCUCCGUUAA
Messenger RNA from Bursaphelenchus okinawaensis, 1715 nucleotides. NCBI's taxonomy places the organism in Eukaryota, Metazoa, Nematoda, Chromadorea, Rhabditida, Aphelenchoididae. The record is from the annotation of a GenBank genome assembly.